AAGAAGCGCGAGGCCAAGGAGGCGCUGGAGGCAGAGGAGGAAAUGCAGAUGACAGUGGAUCAUCAGGAUGUGUUCCAGCUGCCGACCGAAGAGGAAGAGGCCGAGAAAGACAUCACCUUGCAGGACGUGCAGCAGCGCAUCAAAGACAUCACCCUGGUCCUGUCUGACUUUAAGAAAUACCGUCAGGCAGAUCGCUCCCGAAGCGAGUACAUCGAUCGACUGCGCCAGGAUCUUUGCCUGUACUACAGCUACAAUGAUUUCCUAAUGGAGAAGCUCAUGGAUAUGUUCCCCCUGAGCGAGCUCAUGGAAUACUUAGAGUCAUCGGAGGUGGCCCGUCCGCUAACAAUCCGUACGAACACGCUGAAGAUACGCCGUCGGCAGCUGGCAGGCGCUCUAAUAAAUCGUGGCGUCAAUCUGGAUCCCUUGGGCAAGUGGACCAAGGAGGGCUUGGUCAUCUUCAACUCGCAGGUGCCGCUGGGUGCCACUCCGGAGUAUCUGGGCGGUUAUUAUAUGAUUCAAGGCGCCUCCUCGAUGCUGCCAGUGAUGGCGCUUGCCCCGCAGGAGAACGAACGCAUUCUGGACAUGUGCUCCGCUCCAGGUGGCAAGGGCUCCCACAUUGCGGCCGCCAUGAAGAACUCUGGCGUGCUCUUCGCCAACGAUUCCAACAGGGAUCGCAUCAAGGCCGUUGUGGCCAACUUCCAUCGUCUGGGCGUUGUAAAUUCCGUUGUGAGCUGCGAGGAUGGUACCAAGUUCCGUAAAAUAAUGACUGGCUUCGAUCGUGUCCUUCUGGAUGCUCCCUGCACUGGCACUGGUGUCGUGUCGAAGGAUCCCAGUGUGAAGACCACGAAGUCGGAUGUGGAUGUCCAACGCUGCUACAAUCUUCAGCGCAAGCUUCUCCUCACCGCUAUUGACUGUGUGGAUGCGAAAUCGUCGACAGGUGGCAUUAUUGUGUACUCCACCUGCUCUGUGCUGCCCGAGGAGAACGAGUGGGUCAUCGACUAUGCUCUGAAGAAGCGCAACGUCAAGCUGGUACCAACUGGACUCGACUUUGGUGUUGAGGGCUUCACGAAGUUCCGCCAGCAUCGGUUCCAUCCCAGCUUGAACCUGACCAAGCGCUACUAUCCACACACCCACAACAUGGACGGCUUCUAUGUGGCCAAGCUAAAGAAGUUCUCCAACACGAUACCCAUAACCAAGGAGCAGCAGGAGGAGGACGAGAAGCAGCUGGAUGAACCCAUAGAGGGCGAGACCACCACCGAAGCAGCGGCUGAGGGAGCGGCUGAGGAUGCAGAAGAAAAUGAGGAUGAGAAAGCUCCCCGCAAGCUGCUGGGCAAGCGGGCCGGCAAGCCAAGCCUCACAGACAUUGACCAGGAUCUAAAGAAGAAGAAGCUCGAGGCGAACAAGAAGAAAUACGUGGCCAAGGUGUUUGAGAAACCCGUCAAGGUUGCCAAGACACCAAAGUCAGAGCAGCCACAGGAGACGAAUGGUGCACCGAAGUCGCAAAAGAAGAAUAAGCCCCAGGCGACGAACGGUGCACCGAAGACCGAAAAGAAGGCGAAGCCCCAGUUCAAGCCAGAGCAGGCCAAUGGCAAGGGAAAACCAACGAAACCGGAAGCCGGCAAGAAGUUCCCGUCUCAGCCAAAUGUAAAGGCGUCUCCUGGAAAGUCAGCUGCACCCAAGCCCGAAGCGAAAAAGUUCCAGCCAAAGGACAAGAAGGGCGAAGCCAAACAGCAGGCAGCUAAGCCAGCUGCAAACGCCAAAGCCAACGCCACACUGGCCAAGGCUCCGCGCAUCGAUGCCGACGAUGUGCCCGUGCUGGAGGGCAAACCCAUCAAAAGGCAGAACAACCUGAAGCAGAAGUCCAAGCAGAUCGGGCAGCUGAAGAAGUCAAAGACGGGAGCAAAUCCAAAUCCGAAAGGAGGCAAGAAGCAAAAGUUUAAGAAGUGAACACGUCAACAAAGUUCCAAGUCGGUUAAGUAGUUGCUUAAGUGUAAGCCUGAUGCCCGGUCAAAUGCUUGGGGGUAGUGCCUAAAACGAUUAUCUGUUUUAUACUGAAAACUGUUUCUAUGUCUUAGCUGCGGAUUGAAGCUAAGACGUUGCUUGUAAUUAACGAACAUAAUAAAUAAACGUAAAGCUCGGAUUAAUGUAA
Molecule: messenger RNA, 2149 nt
Organism: Drosophila guanche
Lineage: Eukaryota; Metazoa; Arthropoda; Insecta; Diptera; Drosophilidae
Product: probable 28S rRNA (cytosine-C(5))-methyltransferase
Exons: 2
Biological process (GO): maturation of LSU-rRNA; rRNA base methylation
Cellular component (GO): nucleolus
Molecular function (GO): RNA binding; rRNA (cytosine-C5-)-methyltransferase activity
Source: RefSeq, a predicted model, not a curated record